CCCGCCGGCCGGCGCGCCAGCCGGGAUCGGAGCACUCACGUCGAUCCUGGUCGGUUGCUCUUCGAAUCUGACCCCAACGCCUGUCUUGAUCUUGCGAAAUUUCCACAUCCAAUGUUUAGUUAGGCGCCCUAAUUUAAGAUCUGUGUCUGCCUGAAAAGACUCGAAGAUGAAGUGCCUACUGGUAGUCCGGAAUCCUAGCAUGCCAGACAUUGUCUUCAUGUGGAAUGAUUGUGAGUUCAAGGCGCACCUUGCCAAGUCUGCAUAUGAUCGGGGCCUGACAGAGCCAGAGGAGAUCCUUGGGGACUUAGACAUCAGUGUCGUGACGCAGUAUUUCUCGCCGAUCAUCGCAUCCCAUGGACUUCUCUCAUCGGAAAUGAACUGCCCUUACUCCAGUAUUACCUGUAACAAUGACUUCAUCUUUGUCAUGAAACAAUUUGGACAGCACCUGUACAUAACUGUCAAUGGAGACGGAGAGGAGACUGAGCAAUUCCUUCACAAGAAGCUCUUGGUCUUUCAUCGCAUUAUUCAGUUCUUCUAUGGUGCAGCAACAGAGCAGUUACGUAAGGAUAGUCCAAGUCAGAGAGAUGUAUUAUGGGAUACCUUAGGCUCUGUCUUGGACAGCUGGUGUGAGCUGUACCACAGGGAACAGUCCUUUCUUUUGGAGGCUGUCGAGACUCUAGAAGUCAACCAAACCCUGAAUGAACUCUGCAUCGGUCUCUUGGAAUCUGUCCUUCUCAAGUUCAGGUCUGCUGGAGAUAAGAAUGCAGCCCAUGCCAUGUUGAUUACAGGAGCUAAGCUCUUGCAGCUCUAUUCAAGUCGUAAUGCACCCGAGCUCCACCAGUCUGACAUCCUCCUGAUUGUGACGCUGGCUCGGUCCCUCUUCCCUGCACCAAAGGGCCCUCUGCAGGAGAUACAAGACGAAGCAUCGUCUCAGAGAGGUGGAGGAGGAGGAUCCGAUAGGGAGAACAGACAGUCUGGUGUCUUCAGCGAUGGGGAGUUCAUGAGUGCUGGAGAAGGAGGGGGUUCAGAUGGGUCACAGUACUAUAGUCCAGCCAACACGCAUGAAGACCGGAGCCCCUUGCCAUCAGAUGACCCGGAAGAAGAGAAACCGGACGCCAGUUCCAAUCCUCAAACCGAACAAGAACCAAUACACGAUGGAGAGCAGCAAGGGUCAUCAGCAGGUCGAAGGUCAAAUGGUGAAGGUCAGAGGUCGGGGAGUACGUCGGAGGAUUCUCAUACGGAUAGCUGGUGUGACCUGGCCGGGGGUCAUGGAGCAGACACGGCUAGUAUACCUUCCAUUGACUGCACUCCAGGUGGGCGUGUCCCGGAACCCCCAAACUCGCAAACCAUCUGGUAUACGCCCAUUGAGGGACCCAAACCCCGGGAUGCGGACAUCAGCAGCACAUCCACCCUAAAUUCCGAUCAACCACCGACUCCCUCCAAGUCGGCCAUGUCCAUCCACAACACGACCCCAUUGCAUCAGCCUCGUCCGGCCCCCUCCACCCCCACCCAGGCCCCCACAAGCUACCAUUCUACUUCUGCUUCACUAUCGUCGGGGGCGGCAACCAGGAGGAGUAGGAGGGAUAGGAGAGCAGGAGGGAUCCUGGAUGAUGCAGCCCAGAUGAUGGUGUAUCUCCAACAGUCUUGCCCCUGCAGCCCCCACGUUCUCCAUGUCGUGCGGCUCCUCCCGAGCAUCACGUUGGUGGUGGUGUCGGAGAUAAACAAUCAGGUCGCGACGUGGGUCAGUAACUGCUUGAAGCGCCUGAGUGAUCUCCUGAAUGCCCUGUCAAGGAAGGAGACCAGUGAAGCACUCCAGAGACAAAGCAGCGUAGGGAAACUGGAUGCAGAUCUCAAGCAGCUUGGGAAUGCUGUCAAGAAGUCAAGGAUCCAAGGUGUACAGCAAGUCCACACAGGUCUCAUCAAGCAGUGGACGAUCGCUAAGGGGUGUGGCUUGACAACAAACCAGGGAUCGAGUGCUUCUAUGGCACCAAGACUAGAAUCCAUUCUCUCGGAAAUGGGCAAAACCCUCAAGACCAUCUUCACCCGCUGCUACGUCCACCGCAACGCCCCCCUGAUACGCCCCCCAUCCCGCUACCUGCCGGUCAUCGGGGACGUGCGUGCAUCCCUGGAAGACUCCCUGACCCUCUACCACGAGUACCUUGCGGUGCGGGCGGAACGCAACAUCACCAUGACCAACUACCUGGAAGACUUUCCGGGUCUGGUGCACUUCGUCCAUGUGAACAGGACCACCGACCAGGUGCUGGCGCCCUCUAUCAGCGUCAGCUGUGAAUCGGAGCAUGUCGGUGGCAAGAAGAAACUUCUCCAAGAGAAGGUUUGGAGCAUGGUUGAGCAGUGUCACGAGAAACUUCAGCAAGGCAUCGUGAUGGAGACGGUCCGAGAAGGAGACUUCACUCUCUCGUAUCUUCUGUACUUUGAAGACCCAGGCGGUCUGCUUGUUUUUAACAGAGGGCUCCCCAAGACUACGAGGAGCCCAGUUCCUGGUAUACUAGCUGGAAAAUAUUUCAAAGAGGUAGUGGCCCAUGCCUUUCCGGGAUUGACUGGGGUGACCUGCUGUGAGCUGUUCUGCAUCCAUCUUUCAGUGGUCCCCUCGCCGAUGAUUGCCAAUCACAUCCGGAGGUUAAGGAUCAUGCUACGCUCUGGCGAUGCUAUUGCUCCGGUAACCCUGCUUUGAGUCCUGAUGACAGUGUGAGGAUCAUGCGUCGGUCAAGAGAUGCAGCCAUUCCAGUAAUCUUGCUUUGUUUAGUGGCAACAUUUCAAGGAUCUUGCUACGCUCUGGCGAUGCUAUCGCUCUGGUAAAUCUGCUUUGAGUCGUUAUGACAGUGUGAGGAUCGUACUUCACUCAAUAGAUGCAGUAAUUCCAGUAAUCUUGCUUUGUUCAGUGGCAACAUUUUGAGGAUCGUGCUAUGCUCUGGCGAUGUUAUCGCUCCGGUAACCCUGCUUUGAGGAGUCAUGAAAGUUUGAGGAUCAUGCUUCACUCAAAAAAUGCAGUCAUUCCAGUAACCUUGCUUUGUUUAGUGGCAACAUUUCAAGGAUCUUGCUAAGCUUCGGUGAUGAUAUCGCUCCGGUAACCCUGCUUUGAGUCCUGAUGAAAGUUUGAGGAUUGUACUUCACUCAAUAGAUGCAGUCAUUCCAGUAAUCUUGCUUUGUUCAGUGGCAACAUUUUGAGGAUCGUGCUAUGCUCUGGCGAUGUUAUCGCUCCGGUAACCCUGCUUUGAGUCCUGAUGAAAGUUUGAGGAUCACGCUUCGGUCAAGAGAUGCAAUUUCAAGGAUCAUGCUACGCUCUGGCGAUGCUAUCGCUCCGGUAACCCUGCUUUGAAUCCUGAUGACAGUUUGAGGAUCGUACUUCACUCAAGAGAUGCAGCCAUUCCAGUAACCUUGCUUUGUUUAGUGACAACAUUUCAAGGAUCUUGCUACGCUCUGGCGAUGCUAUCGCUCUGGUAAAUCUGCUUUGAGUCGUAAUGACAGUGUGAGGAUCGUACUUCACUCAAUAGAUGCAGUCAUUCCAGUAAUCUUGCUUUGUUCAGUGGCAACAUUUUGAGGAUCGUGCUAUGCUCUGGCGAUGCUUUCGCUCCGGUAACCCUGCUUUGAGUCCUGAUGAAAGUUUGAGGAUCACGCUUCAGUCAAGAGAUGCAAUUUCAAGGAUCAUGCUACGCUCUGGCGAUGCUAUCGCUCCGGUAACCCUGCUUUGAGUCGUGAUGACAGUUUGAGGAUCGUACUUCACUCAAUAGAUGCAGUCAUUCCAGUAAUCUUGCUUUGUUCAGUGGCAACAUUUUGAGGAUCGUGCUAUGCUCUGGCGAUGCUUUCGCUCCGGUAACCCUGCUUUGAGUCCUGAUGAAAGUUUGAGGAUCACGCUUCACUCAAUAGAUGCAGUCAUUCCAGUAAUCUUGCUUUGUUCAGUGGCAACAUUUUGAGGAUCGUGCUAUGCUCUGGCGAUGCUUUCGCUCCAGUAACCCUGCUUUGAGUCCUGAUGAAAGUUUGAGGAUCACGCUUCACUCAAUAGAUGCAGUCAUUCCAGUAAUCUUGCUUUGUUCAGUGGCAACAUUUUGAGGAUCGUGCUAUGCUCUGGCGAUGCUUUCGCUCCGGUAACCCUGCUUUGAGUCCUGAUGAAAGUUUGAGGAUCACGCUUCAGUCAAGAGAUGCAAUUUCAAGGAUCAUGCUACGCUCUGGCGAUGCUAUCGCUCUGGUAAAUCUGCUUUGAGUCGUGAUGACAGUUUGAGGAUCGUAGUUCACUCAAGAGAUGCAGCCAUUCCAGUAACCUUGCUUUGUUUAGUGACAACAUUUUUAGGGAUCACGCUUUGCUCUGGUAAAUCUGCUUUGAGUCAUCAUGGAAGUUUGAGGAUCAUGCUUCGGUUAAGAGAUGCAAGUCAUUCCAGUAACCUUACUUUGUUUAGUGACAACAUUUCAAGGAUCACGCUCUGCUCUGCAAAUGCUUGAGUUACCAUGCCGUGAGUUGUGUGAAAAGCUAGAGGAUCAUGCUUUCUUCUGGAGAUGUUAAUGCUCCAGAUAUCCCUGCUCAUAGUCAUGAAACUGAUUGGAAGAUCAAAACUACGCUCUGUGCUGCUAUCGCUCCUGAUGCUCUGCAUUUAGGAUCACCCUUUUCUCUUUAGGAUGAUAUCGACCCAAUCGCCCCUAGGGACAGUGAUUUUCCGUUUCAAAAAAUUGCCUUUUCCGUUUCAGAAAAUCUCAAAUUCCGUUUCAGCAUGUCAGAAAACGGAAAUUCCGUUUCCCCAUAGACUUUGUACACACGGAAAAGUGACAAUUCCGUUUGUAAAAUCACAACACGCACACUCGCACUGGUCAAAAUUUGUAUCUGCUACUGUACCAACAACACAAUAAAAUCCGUUCUAAUCGGAUCUAUGCGGGUGCAUAAAAUAUUUUUACACACCCAUUUUGCAUGCAUACAUCCUCACCUUUCAUAUUAUUAGCAUUAUUUCACGGUGAAAUGAUAUUUCAUCGAUAAUUUUGGGGGUUUUUGGACAUCGUUAUCAUCAGUCAACGGCUUUUCCCCAAUCCGCCAUCUUGGAUUUUAAGACCACGAUAUCGUGCUGUUACAUCUUCAAACGUAGAGGGCAGCAACACACGACCGUGUACAUGUAGUUGAACGACGUGCAUAUGUGAAGCCCAACCCGGCCGGCCGGGUACGGGUACGGUGCGGGGUACAAACGAGUGUGCUGAUGUCGAGUGCAGUCACAAUGUGUGAAUUGUCAUGAUAGUAGCGAAGUGAGAUCGUGUUUUCUGGGGUUUUUUGGCCAUUUAAUAUUCUCAUUUUGCUGUGAUUUUGGAGUAAUUUCUGUUGCUAUUCUGUGUAUUUUGAGGGAAAAUACGUUUUCCGUGAUUUUCCGUUUGAAAUGCCACUUUCCGUUUCAAAAGGCCCUUUCCGUGAAUUCCGUCCGUUUUCCGCGAUCGCGGAAAAUCACUGUCCCUACGCCCCUCUCUAAGCUAUGACCAAGUAAGAAUAUUCUUGAUUUUCCUAUUGACCAGUUGCUUGAAAAACCAGGAAAUAAGGUUAGCUCCACGGAGGAAAAACGAUUAUAUCCAUUGAUUUAGAAUUUGUCUUCAUGGCUCUAAGGCCCUCGAUAAUGUAGAUUGUUGUAUAGUAUUCUAUUCAUGCAUAUAUUUAUUAAUCGGUUGCUAAUAGACCAAGACCGCUCUUGCCAGGUGUACCCCUUCAUUGAUAGCUAGGCACAUUGGUAGGAUGAGGAACACUUCCAGCUAGCUGGGAUGUUGUCAUUCCAGAUACCCUGCUGUGCUGUGGUUCAUAAGAAAAUAAGAAUAUAUUUUAUUGCUGUUGUUAUUUGAAAGUCAAAAGUACAUAUACACUCCUUCAAAUAUGAUUUUAAAACAGAACUAAACUUAAACAAGCAUAUAAUUUAAAAUCCCAUCACGGUUGGAUGUAAAUAGGUAAGUUAUGUAAUUUUCAUGUUUUAUGUGUAUACAAAUGGCAAGUAUUAAGUGCCAGUAAUAUACAGUGAUACUCAAUAGUUUGUGGACCCCACCAGAAAAUGAAUAUAUUUAAAGUUCUGCCAUGUUUUAGAUGAUUGGGAAGUCUGAUGAUAACAUAUUACAUUCAACAAAGUUUGUUUCUCUGGGCUUGUUGAACAUCGUAGUGUUGUUGUCUGUAUUCAAUACUUCGCAUGAAGGGGUGCAUUUUGUGGUGGGGCUCACUACUUUUGAGCAAACUGUAUGCUAAAAACAGACAAGUAUACUUCCUGCAAUUAAAUGGUAAAAAAACAAGCUUUUAGAACUGUUUCUUACCAAUGACACGAGAUGAAAUGAAGUUAGAGUUGAGUAAAGUUGUUAUUCAGGUGUGUGUCAUCCAAAACUAUAUUGCUUCAUUGUUUUGUACUUGUUAAAGGUACAUGUAUGUGCAAGUGUUCUUCUCAUGACGAGUGCAAUUUUGAUUAACUUUAUUUGUACCAUUGAAGUAUAAUCAUUUGGAAUAAGUUAUAAAUCAUAAUUUUACUGUAAUUGUAAAUGUCAUAUUUACUGGGGUAUUGCAUAUAUUUUAUGGUCUCACUAACCAGAGGAGGCAACCUGAGGCAUCAUAUAUUAUACAAAUAAUGCAUGCAGCCGAGUGCGUUAGUGGAAAUGCAGAGCACGCGAGGUUUCUUUAGAUAGGUGCCGCACUGUGCACGAGCCGCUGGCGGCGAGUGCCCAGUGUGCACCAUCUGAAGAAACUGAGCUUUCUUUGCAUUUACUUUUACGCACGACAGAGCAAGUGCAUUAUUUGUUUUAUAAAAUAGCAACACAGAAAAAGUUGGAUGUCAUGUGACGAGUAUUGGCCAAUCGCGAUGCUUGAAAUAAUACACCUAUUUUAUAAUAUUAAUUCUUGGUUGUCCAUAUGUUCUGUUUUUAUUCUUGCUUGAUUACAAGGAACAUGCCGCUCCCCACCAUUGGUGGGUUCCAAAGAAAUUACAUUAUCAACUUUUUUGUUUUUUUUAUGUUUUUUACUUAGUUACCCGUAAUGAAAGAUAUACAAUAUUGUAUAUUUGUUUGGCAAUGCAUAUGUAACUGAAAUGCAACUGUAACCAGAACAAUGCUACUGUACAUGUCUGUAAUUUGAAUAUGUUUUGAAUAUUUUCUGUUACUUUCCAAAAGAUUAUAUUUUUUAAAGCUGAAUAAUGAAGGUUUUCUUUAUAUACAUCUCAGACUGUAUAAUUAAGAGUGGUCUAAUUUUUGUGACUACAGUUAUAUAUUCUUUCCUAUGUUUUUAUACUAACCAAAGAUUUUAGAUAUUCUAUGUAUACCGCAUUGCUUGCAUAUUGUCGGAUUGUUCAUUGUUGGAGGAAAUUUGACACAACUCUCAAAUUACAACUCGGCAAACUUGCCUGCGAUUCUUUAUUAUUAUUUGUUUUUAAAGCCAAGUUCGAUUUCUGAUGUAGAGAUCUAAUUUCGAUGGGAAAAAGUUAGAAGCAAUCCUGAAGUGUUUAUCAUAGGCCAGAUUGCUUAUUUUCAAUAAAGUUUAAUUGAAAUAAUCAAAGGUCAUCUAGGGGUCAAAAUGUCAAAUGGUAUGAGGUCAUGUCCAUUCUUUAUUCAAGUUUUUGUUCCACCUGCUCUCAUUUCUUUAUUUCUGCAUCAAUUUUGAUCACACUUGGUUCAAAUGAUUCCUGGGUAAUAUGACAUGUGUUUUCAUGGGAAUGAUUGGGUCAAAGGUCAUCUAGGGGUCAAAAGGUCAAGUUUUUUUCAACUUCUCUCAUUUCUUUAUUUUUGGAUAAAUUUUGUGCACACUUGUACAUAUGAUCCUUGGGUAAUACCACAUGUGUGUUCAUGAGGAUGAUGGGGUCAAAGGUCAUCUAGGGAUCAAAAGGUCAAAUGAUGAGGUUGUGUCCAUCCCUUUUUCAAGUUUUGGUUCAACUUGCUUUCAUUUCUUCAUUCCUGUAUCAAUUGUGUUUUCACAACUUGGUUCAAAUAUUCCUUGGGUAAUACCACACUUGUGUUCUUAGGAUGAUAAGGUCAAAGGUCAUAUAUGGUUCAAAAGAUCGUAUUGCAUAUUUAUUGAUCACGAAAUCAGGCGAGACCUGUGGUUCGUAAGCCACCUUGUUUUAUAGUGUGUUUGUAAUUGUAGGUCUUGUUCAAGUUUGUGAACAUUUUAUUUUCUCCUGUUACUUGUACCAGAGUUUAUCUUUAAUGAAAAAAAAAAGAAAUGAUGUAUCUUUGGGAAAAAAUGUGAAUGAGAGUAAACUUCCUUUGUGUUCAAACAAAUUAGCGGUAGUUGUCACAAAUAAGCCAUGUAGUAAUUAGCUUGAGAGCAACUUUUUGAAAAUGACCCUUUUUUCAAUUUGAUAGGUGAAAGGAGAUGUCAUCAUGAAAGCUUACUUGAUAUAUCAAUCUGUGGUAUUUAACACUACUAAAGAAACCAUUGCAUAGACCUGUAGAUGCAACUUGUGGUUACGUUGAUUUAGAAUUAGGAAAGCUUCUAUUUCAUUGUCCACUUUAAUUAGCAAUUAUAUGACACCUAGAUAGAUAUCGUUCAUUCAGCCCAUUUUGCAAUGACGUCAUCAACUGUGCAAUUUUGGAUCCAUACGAUUUUUUCCGUUGCACGCGCGCACCGAGACUGCAGCUGCAGCUCAUGCAGGCACCAGCAGUGCGCAUGUUGUAAUGACGUACAAUAACUUUCAACAGACUGAACUCGCACUGCAUGAGCAUGUUUUGUAUCGAAAUUCAUAAAUUUCAUAUGAAAAGAAAUCAAUUUGUAGGUGUGGACAGAAUACUUCAUUAUUAUUCUGUCCAUUGCACGAAUAAACAUUCAUUAUUUGUAUAUCAUUUGACCCAUUGCUGAAUGCCAAACAUGACUGGACGCUUUGUUGUUAUUCUUUAAAAUGAUAAGCAUAUUUUUAAAUGGCGUAAAUAAUCAUGCUCAUCUCUGUGAUUUAACAAGCACUAUUCCAAUGUCCAAUGGCCUUCAUCUGCUCAUGCCCAAAUUGUACGUAGAAAAUAGUUUAUUCUAUCCAAGGUUUGUUUACAUUUUGUGUAAAUUAAAGACUGGCUACUUGUGUGAGUUGUGUCUCCAUAUCUGCCAUUUGACGUUGUUUGAUAUAUAAGCUUUUUAUUAAUAUGCAAAAUACUAUUAUUGGGAUGGGCUUAAUCAGUUUGUAGCACAAAUACAACUUAAUUGUUACUUUUUGCCAGAUGCCUUAUUUGAGAUUGGGGGGGGGGGGGGCAUUCCAUCAACCAAUAAUCCUUGAUUUUGAUUGGCUGAGAAGCAAUGCUACUGUGGUACAUGUAGUUGUCGGAUGAAACAGAGUUUAAUGUUCUGACAAGUCCUUUGAUGAAAUGCUCCUCUGGAAUUUGUUCUGAUAACAAAAUGUUUUUUUUUAUUUUUUUAAUGAUGAUGUUUACAAAGAGUUUUUGGUUUCAGACAGAUUUGGAGUUGCAGACAUUUUUGUACAUUUCAUGUUCAUUGAGGCACAUAUACAUGUAAUUUCAAAUAAGCAAGAAUUUGUAUUUGAAAAGGAUUAUCAGAUUAUUUGGAAGAGCCGUGGUGUAGUGGUUCUGACUCUCGCCUUGUAAACAGAGGGUCGUGUGUUCGAAUCCCACUGCGGUCUAUAGCGUCCUUUGGCAAGGCGUUAAUCCACACUUUGCCACUCCCGACCCAGGUGCUAAAUGGGUACCCGGUAGGAUGCGAAAGAUAUUGUAUGUCUGAAUUUGCCAGCGCCAUAAUGAGGCUGUGAUGAAUGCAAGGAAUGAUUCCCAGGGAGUGGAAAUGUGCACUUUUCGUGUGGGAUUGAAAUGAAUCCAAUUACCGGGGUAAUAAUAACGCGCUUUGAGCCAUUAUGGGAAAAGUGCUAUAUAAAAAUUGGCUAUUAGUAUUUUAGAGUGACAGAUGCCCAUGUUCUUUAGUCGAGUUGAGAGUCUGUGAGAAGGCACCUUAUUUAAGAAAAACAGAUUUUCCCAUGAAUUUGAACAAUGAUCAUGCUGCUUGGCCUCUUAUGUGCAUGGCUUUUCCCCCUCUUCACAUAGGAUUAACGAUGAAGAGAUGCUUUUGAGAUAACUGUCAAAAGAUGCAGCUCUCUUGAGUUUUCUUGAGGUGCCAGAGAUUAAAAAUGCAAAGGUUCUUGGGUCAAGCUGAGAGUUUGGAUUACUGUCAAGGUUGCAAAGGUCAUUAAUCAUUAAAGGAGAAUGAAACCCUUGAAACCAGCUGAAUCAAUAUCAAAGAGAAAAAUCAAAGAAACAUAUUGUUGAAAGUUUGAGGAAGAUUGAAUGAAUAAUAAGAAAGUUAUGAGCAUUUGAAUAUUGAGAUCACUAAUGCCAUGUAGAUCCUCCCAUUGGCAAUGCGACCAAGAUCUGUGAUGUCACACACGUACAACUCCCUCAUUACUUUAGUACUAAUUUCACUUUAUAUUCUCACUUUUAUAGAGUCUAUCACAAGGUGAGGUGUUCUCUUUAUGAGACAACAAGUACAGAGGUUUCACAACAUUAUAUCAUUGAUGAAUCGUUUGUCAAAUGAUUAGAAUGAGAAAAAAGAGAUGUUUUGGGGUAUAUUUUCAGUGUCCAAAAGGGGAGAGUUGUUCAUCUGUGACAUAGAUCUUGGUCGCAUUGCCAAUGGGAGGAUCUCCAUAGCAUUAGUGAUCUCGGCAUUCAAAUGCUCAUAACUCUUCUAUUGCUAGUCCUAUUUUACUCAAACUUUUGUUGAUCUUAUUCUUUGAUUUUUCUGCUUUCGCAAAAGCUAACUUGCUCCAAGAGUUUCAUUCUCCUUUAAGGGGGCUGAUUUGAAUAGUAGGGACAGAGUGUGACAGGACAGUCACCCCCCCCCCCCCCUGUAGGAUUUUUUUUUUUAGUAUUGAAAAACAAAUAGAAUUUGAGAUUAGGGUAGGUAAAAGAAGAGGGAAGAAAAACAAAGAGGCCUGGGUUGCAUAACUCUAUAUUACACCUGUAAUUCAAUUAAGAAAAAAAAAGGUCAUCUUGCUCCUCCUUCUAUCAAAAUACCAUGGUGCCCCCCCCCCCCCCCUCUGUUGAACAUAUAAAAUCACAUUUUAGGAUCUCUAUGGUUUAAAAUCAUAUUCAUAUUUUCAUUGGAGGUUGGUGGUACGGAUUGCAGUAUUGAUCAAUUUGAUUUUACAGAUGUAUUAUAAACGCAUUAUUUUUGCUCAGUUGAAUACAACAUUUUAUAUUUAUUUAAGAGAGGAAAUAAAAGAACAUGUAUUUUCUUAAUUUAUGAUGCAAAUAUUAAAUGUGCAAUCAGACGUAUAUUGCUUACAAGUAUAUAUUGAAA
Messenger RNA from Lytechinus pictus (painted urchin), 11233 nucleotides. Its product is annotated as BLOC-3 complex member HPS1-like. Lineage: Eukaryota; Metazoa; Echinodermata; Echinoidea; Temnopleuroida; Toxopneustidae. Gene Ontology annotation, biological process: vesicle-mediated transport. The transcript is spliced from 15 exons. The coding region runs from base 167 to 2692 and encodes 841 amino acids. Gene Ontology annotation, cellular component: BLOC-3 complex. Gene Ontology annotation, molecular function: guanyl-nucleotide exchange factor activity. The record is from RefSeq and is a predicted model, not a curated record.